UUUCUUCUUCACCAAUCCUCUCCCAGCACCAUGAAGGCCAUCAUCCUAGCACUGGUUGUCUUUGGCGUCGCUUUUGUCAGCUCCCAGGGUGAGCCAUGGUGUCGCUGCGCCCUGUUCGUUUCCUCCUCGCACGCUGAGUGGAUGGUCUACGAGCUGCCCGAAGUCAGCAUCGCCGACUGCGAGAGCCACAGCCAGUGCAAGAACCGCUGCACCAAAGAGUUUAACGAGAUGACGAACCACAUGGACUUGUGGGCGACCGUCAACAACGCCACGAUCGGCCAGUACAUCUGCGAAGACUUAUAUUCGCACCUUAUCUUCUUCAUCCAUAACUCCUACGUCCACGCCUACUACGAGAUGUGUGGAGGACCCUGGGAAUACGCCGGCCUCGACUCCCAACAGAUGCUGUGCUGCGAUAGGGGAGAGCAUAAGCACUGUAUCUCGUAAUGGAACUGUUGUAUUGGUACCAUUACCUGCAAGAAACUUCUGGCAUCAUUUCCUAAAUUUCCGCCAUUAACUUAUGGUAUUUGUUGUGAUCAAUAUAUAUAAGCAUUCA
Penaeus chinensis is the source of this 553-nucleotide messenger RNA. RefSeq lists its product as uncharacterized. The coding region runs from base 31 to 444 and encodes 137 amino acids. Lineage: Eukaryota; Metazoa; Arthropoda; Malacostraca; Decapoda; Penaeidae. The transcript has 4 exons. The record is from RefSeq and is a predicted model, not a curated record.